AUGCUGAUUGCGACUGGAAUAUUGAGAUUGAAUCCCAGAAAGUUGGCUUUUAUUGCAGUGCAGAGACAAACAGCUGCCUCUGCCUCCACAAGGCCUCCAAAGAGACUACAGCAUGGCUGUUUCGGAGCUUUUCCCACUUCACCGCCCACUAGGCCACCAAGCACCUUGGCGCAUGCCCCGAAUCUGAAUGCAUCUCUCGGGCAAGUCUCUGUUUUUGGGGAGCCUGGUAAUGGGGGGCUUAUUCGGGGCAGUGGAAAGCCUGGGACUCGUGGAGUCCGGGGAGGGAACGCGAAAGGGGGGCUUGUAGGCAGGGGAAAGCCUGGGACUGGAGGAGUCCCCGGGGGAAAGGCGAAAGGGGGGCUUGAAGGCAGGGGAAAGCCUGGGAGUCUUGGAGUCCCCGGGAAUGCAUAUGGAGGACUUGAAGGCAGUGGAAAGGCUGGAGGUAGUCUCGGAGUCCCGGGAAAAACAGGGGGCAGCUUAGGACUCUCUGGGGCAGGGGGAGUAGGAGAGGAAGGCGAGCUUGACUUGUGUUUAUGA
Molecule: messenger RNA, 537 nt
Organism: Daucus carota subsp. sativus
Lineage: Eukaryota; Viridiplantae; Streptophyta; Magnoliopsida; Apiales; Apiaceae
Exons: 1
Coding region: 1-537 (178 amino acids)
Source: RefSeq, a predicted model, not a curated record